AUGCCGAGCAGAACUCUGGGAAACUUCCUAUGCAUUGAUUUCAACUCUUGCAUGGGCGAGAGGGACUGUACUUCUGAGCAGAAACUCAUGUAUGACUCUCUCGCUGAAACCGGUCUUCAACCCUUUCUUGAAGAGGCCGGCCCCAUUCUUCUAGACGAUGUCAAGGCCUUCUUUCGAAGCGCCUGCAUCAGGGGGAAGUAUAUCGUCUCUACUGUCAGAGACCAUACGUUCUGGAUCGAUGAGCCGGCCCCCAGUUCCACAGGUGGCCGAAAGAAGAAGUCCGCCAAGAAAGCCGAAGGCAAAGGCAAAGGAAAAGAGCAGGUGAUUUUCUCAGAACCACCACAGCAAACAGAAGAUGAGUGGGCAUCUGAGCACACCGAUCCAAAGGAGACCGAGGAUGAUAGAACGGUCAAUGAAGACGACUAUUCGGCCCAGAGUCCGAAUAAUGCCGGAUCAAACAUCAACCCUGAGACCGCCGAAGGCAGAGAAGAGGGUGGUAAAGAAGAGGUUGACAAAGAAGCCGAUGACGAAGGCGCCGACAAAGCGAGGGAGGAGGCCGAAGAAGCAGAGGCCGAUAGAUUAGCCCGGAAACUCCUUCAAGGUGUCAAAAGAAGAGCCGAGAUGGUUGAAGAGCUAUACUUGGAGUGGCACGAGCACCGGUUCGGUACACCAUAUAGAGAAAUCCUACCGGGCCACACGGAAAAACAAUGCCUCGACAGAUUGGAGGAAGUAGAGGACCUGAUGAUGGACGUUACAAACUUCAACACACUCCAAGAGAUACAAUACCGAACCUGUCUCUUGUUACCGAAAGUCCAACUUCGGAAACUACAAUCUCGGAUCCGGAAAAUUACGGAGGAAAUUAACAAGAUGGAAUCGGUGGACACCUUCGCGCUGCGGGUGAUAGCAAGGCUUGAAAUAGCCAAAGGGGAACUAAUUAAAGAAAUCGAGCGGCUGGAAGCCAUAUGUAGCCGGAUGCAAGUACCGGUCUAUACUGCUCCCCAGAUCGAAAAGUUUUCGGUUAACUGUCCAACACCUCCAAGGGAGGAUGCGGCACCGAUAGAAUCCAGUGACAGAGCCGAUUCAAAUCUCACCGAGCAAUCACCUCCCCCACCAUCAGAGGUCACCGCUUCAGACUUCACUAAAGAUUGGGUUGAGGACCGACUUCAAAAGCUUGAAGCAUCCAUAUCAGAACGGAUUAAUAGCCGCAUUAAAGAGUACGACGAGUCCGAGUUUCAGCCAUUCAUAGAAAGAUCCGGCAGGAUAGUUGAUUCGGCCCUCAAAUUCACCGAAGUCACAAGGAAUCUACUGGAAAGACAUCAAGAACGGUUCUCAGAACUCGGCAAAGGUCUGUGGGAAGAGGGGGUUCAGCAAGAUAAAUGUGUUCAGCGAACCAUAGUUCUGGAGGAUGUGACCUCCGAUUUAAAGAAGGACCUCGACCGGCUUGAGAGAGAUACCGAGCAAAGGCUGACUGCGAUGAAUGAGGAUCUGAUCGGCACGACACUUAAACGGGUCUCCAAACUCGAGAAGAUAAAUGGGAAUCUCGUGGCCGAAGUAAAGGUGCUUUCCGAACAAAUGGCCGAAAUUCUAAGGGCUAGGGCACCGCGCUCAUCCCAACUGACCGAAACGGAAGAGGAAGCCGCACGAAUUGAAAAGGCUGGGGCCAUAUUCCCAGGGUUUGCUGAGAAAGUAGUCUCUCAAGCAGUGGAAGAUGCUGAGCGGUUGGACAGGCAAAAACGGAAGCUGGACGAAUACGCAAAGGAAAACAAGAAGAAAAAGGCGGCCGCAUCCGCUUCAGCGCCGAAAAGGCGAAAGAAGGAAGCCCCUAAGAAAGUUCAGAUAGCCGAACUACUCAAUGAGGUCACUGACACGAUCAUCCCGAGUGCAUCGCAGCAGGCCGACCAAGUCGAGGAUGAAGUCGAAGAACAACUGCAGUCCCGGUCUAAAAGACGAAGAUCUUCCGAACCGACCGGUCGACAGCAACCGAAGAAGAAGACCAUAUAUGACUUCUCGGACUCCGAAUAG
Impatiens glandulifera is the source of this 2022-nucleotide messenger RNA. RefSeq lists its product as uncharacterized. The coding region runs from base 1 to 2022 and encodes 673 amino acids. The record is from RefSeq and is a predicted model, not a curated record. The transcript is spliced from 3 exons. NCBI's taxonomy places the organism in Eukaryota, Viridiplantae, Streptophyta, Magnoliopsida, Ericales, Balsaminaceae.